AUGGAGGCCAGAGUGGUGCGCGCAGUGCAGAAAAGGCAAGUGUUAUUUCUUUAUGUGUUUCUGGGAGUGUCUUGGGCUGGCGCAGAACCGCUUCGGUAUUUUGUGGCAGAGGAAACGGAGAGAGGGACCUUUCUGGCCAACCUAGCAAUUGAUCUGGAGUUGGGGGCGGGGGAACUGUCAGCUCGGGGACCUAGAAUCAUUUCAGAUGAGAACAUAGGAUUUUUACUCUUCAAUCCGCUUACUGGUGAUUUGCUUCUAAAUGAGAAAUUAGACCGAGAGGAACUGUGCGGACCCACAGAGCCGUGUGUGCUGCCUUUCCAGUUGUUACUUGAAAAGCCUUUUCAGAUUUUCCGUGCUGAACUAUGGGUCAGAGACAUCAAUGAUCAUUCUCCAGUAUUUCUAGAUCGAGAGAUUACAUUGAACAUAUUAGAAAGUACCACUCCAGGGGCAACAUUUCUCCUAGAAAGUGCACAGGAUUCAGAUGUUGGAAUCAACAACCUGAGAAACUACACCAUCAGCUUUAAUGUCUAUUUCCAUAUUAAUAUCCGUGAUAGUGGGGAGGGGAAUGUUUAUCCCGAAUUGGUACUCGAUAGAGUGCUGGAUCGUGAAGAGGUUCCUGAGCUCAGGUUAACCCUCACCGCCUUGGAUGGCGGCUCUCCGCCCAGAUCGGGAACCACCCUCAUACACAUCCUGGUUUUGGACAUAAAUGACAACGUCCCUGAAUUUGUAGAGUCCCUUUACAAGGUGCAGGUGCCUGAGAACAGCCCUGUUGGCUCGCUGGUUGUCGCUGUGUCAGCUAGAGAUCUAGAUACCGGAAGUAAUGGAGAAAUAGUCUAUGCAUUUUUUUAUGCUACUGAAAGAAUUCUCAAAACGUUUCAAAUCAAUUCAACAUCUGGCAAUCUUCAUCUUAAAGCUGAAUUGAACUACGAGGCAAUACAAACUUAUACAUUAACUAUUCAGGCCAAAGAUGGUGGAGGGCUUUCUGGAAAAUGUACUGUGGUGGUCCAUGUAACAGAUGUAAAUGAUAAUCCACCGGAACUUCUCAUGUCAUCACUUACUAGUCCAAUUGCAGAAAACUCACCAGAGACAGUAGUAGGUGUCUUUAGGAUUAGAGACAGAGAUUCAGGGAACAAUGCAAAGAUGGUGUGUUCCGUCCAAGACCAUCUCCCCUUCGUCCUGAAGCCAUCGGUAGAGAAUUUCUAC
Molecule: messenger RNA, 1203 nt
Organism: Callorhinus ursinus (northern fur seal)
Lineage: Eukaryota; Metazoa; Chordata; Mammalia; Carnivora; Otariidae
Product: protocadherin beta-7-like
Biological process (GO): homophilic cell-cell adhesion
Cellular component (GO): plasma membrane
Molecular function (GO): calcium ion binding
Source: RefSeq, a predicted model, not a curated record